AUGCUCGACCUCGACAACAGUGGCUUCUUGGACUUCAACGAGUUUUUGAUAGGCGUCUGGAACUGGAACACGUACGACGCGUCUUUGAUAGCCAAGCUCGCCUACAACAUCUUCGACGUGGACCGCGAGGGGAAGAUCGACAUGGCCGAGGCCGACGCCAUGCUGCGCAUGGUCUACAACGUGCCCAAGUCGGACCCGGAAAUCCUCGAGAAGAUGGACGUGAACAAGGACGGCAACAUCUCGCUCGAGGAGCUCGAGCAGCUCAUCGAGGUGCACAACUACAUCCUCAUGCCGGCCUUCGACCUCCAGCGCAUGCUCAGGAUUCGCAUUUUGGGCGUCAAGUACUGGGAGGCCGAGAGCCAGAGAAGACGCGUCUACUUCUCGGGCUACGACGCGGGCGCGCAGGAGUCCUGGGAGUCGCUGAAGAAGAUCCUGGAGAUCAAGCACCAGGCGCGCGUCGAGGAGGAGGAGCGGAACCGGAAUCUCAAGGAGAUGGAGAUCCGGGAGCGCAUCGAGGCGCAGAAGCUGCGCGAGGUGAAGCUCAAGGAGGAGAACCAGAAGCGGCGGGAGAAGCGCGCCGAGGAGCGAAGGCGCGCCAAGGAGAGCGUCGAGGUCAAGGCGGAGAAGAAGGCCCGGGCCAUCAUGGACCAGCUGGUCGCGGAGCGCGACGACGAGGUCGUCUUCGGCGACCUCGCGAUCCGGCUGGUGAACCGGGAGAAGUUCUGGAAGGCCUACGAGGACUGGGUCAUCAAGGCGCGGCGGGCGCGCGUCACGGAGGGCGCGACGCGACACCGCCUCGCCGUCGGGCCCGACGCGGACCUGCGCUUCGAGGAGGAUUUGGAGACGAUGGAGGGCUACGGCGAGUUCUGGACGGAGGUCAAGGCCAUCUGGACCAUGGAGUACACGGACUACUUGUACGACCGGGGCGGCGUCUGGAACACGACGGUGGCGUCGCUCAUGCUGAAGCCGCCCAUCGACGAGCUCGACGACGAGUACGAGCCCACGUUUCUCGCCGGAUUGCGCAUGCGCUUCGCGGGGCGGAAGAAGAUGCGGCGCAUCAAGGCCCAGGCCAAGGAGAUCCUGAUCGCCCAGUUCCGCGAGUCCGAGGACGAGCGCGUCGCCAAGGAGAUCGCGAAGCAGGAGGAGGAGCAGGAGCUCGAGCGGCGCAACGACCAGGUCGGCGAGUUCGGGAACAAGAAGUCCAAGUGGGAGCGGCUCUGGGACGCGAACGAGGGCCUGCCGUACUGGAUGAACUGGGAGUCCCAGGAGUCGCUCUGGGAGCGGCCCGUCAUCUGCCACGUCUGCGACGCGGCGAUCCCGGACGACGACGUCAUGUGCUUCAAGUGCAAGAACGCGCGGUCCGAGUACAACCAGCGCCUCUACCUCAUGAAGCACGUCAACCGCUUCGCCAAGGCCUUUUUGCCGAAGAAGAAGCCCAAGGUCGAGUUCUCGCUCCCGGGCUCGCUCGCGGACCGCCUCGACCGCAUCCCCAAGGUGCCCAACAAGCACGUCGUCCGCCUGCGCAGGGUCUGGCUCGGCGCGCUGCGCCUCGUGGGCAUCAAGAAGCGCCCGCGGCGGCGGCCCGCGCCCAAGAAGGUCAAGGCGCUGAAGCGGCUGCCGAACGUCGUCUUCGCGAGCGGCGUGCCCUCGGAGCGCAUGGACGCCCAGGUCUGGCGGCGCACGCGGGUUUUGCUCGCGCCGUCGGUCUGGCCCGAGCCCUUCGGCUUGGUCGCCGUCGAGGCGGCGCUCCGGGGCAUCCCCGUGCUGUCGACGAACCUCGCCGGUCUCCGGGAGUCGAACGUCACGGGCCGGGUCCUCCCCUGCCCCCUGCUCAUGGACAUCCACGUCCAGAAGACCUUCGCGUGCGCCGACGGCCGCGACGUCGUCGCGGCGUUCGAGGGCCUGUCCGACGGCGAGCGGGCGGCGCUACGAAGCGGCGCGCCCGUCGCGCCCUUCGCGCCGGCGACGCCCGCGGACGUCGCGCGCGCCGCGGAGCCCUUCGUCGCGGCGCUCCGGGAAUUGACGGACGCGGACGGCGCGCUCGAAACCGCGGCGGCCCGCGCGCUGAAGACGGCGCUGGACCACGUCGAGCUCCGCCAGCACAGCCUCGCGCGCGUGCUCCGGGGCCUGGACGUGGCGCGGCCGCCCUGGGUGCGGCGCCACGUCGACGGCGUCGGCGGCCCGGACUCGCAGCCGGGCGCCGCGGUGCUCGCCGCGAACCUGGCGGCGAAUCUGGCCGUCGCCGGCUAG
This is a messenger RNA of Aureococcus anophagefferens, 2250 nucleotides long. RefSeq lists its product as hypothetical. The transcript is spliced from 4 exons. The record is from RefSeq and is a predicted model, not a curated record. NCBI's taxonomy places the organism in Eukaryota, Pelagophyceae, Pelagomonadales, Pelagomonadaceae. Bases 1 to 2250 code for a protein of 749 amino acids. Gene Ontology annotation, molecular function: glycosyltransferase activity; protein binding; calcium ion binding.